CUUUCCCUUAUAUCUGCAAUGCAAAAGCUACAAAGUGUUUUCUUCGUUGUUUCCUAAAUGGGGCAGUUACUGUAAAGCAUCCCUUUGAUCCCACGGCCAGUUCGUGCUGCUUUGAAGAGAACUCUCUGAGUUCCCAGCAUGGCAUUCGCUGGUAUAUGUGCAUUUGUAGAGGUUUGGUCAUCGAGCAGAACAGAAAAUUACUCGAAAGCCUUUGAGCAGCAACUUCUUGAUAUGGGAGCAAAAGUUUCAAAAACUUUCAACAAGCGUGUGACACAUGUAGUCUUCAAAGAUGGACAUUCAACUACAUGGAGAAAAGCACAGAGCGCCGGUGUAAAGAUUGUUUCUGUACUCUGGGUGGAGAAAUGUCGAGAGACUGGAGUACGUGUUGAUGAAUCUUUGUUUCCUGCAGUAUACAAUAAUGAGGGCUUACCACUAAAACACAAAUGUAUGCAGCCAAAGGACUUUGUUGAGAAAACUCCAGAAAAUGAUAGAAAACUGCAGAGAAGACUGGACCAGAUGGCUAAGGAAUUAGCUCAACAAAGGAUAGGAAUUAAUGCAGAAACUGAUAUACCGGUUUUACUGUUUGAAGAUGAUGGUUCACUUGUGUAUAGCCCUGUUUCUAAAAUAAGAAAUCAAUGCAGUGAAAUGGAAAGAAGAAUAAAUGAGAUGAAGGAGAAAAGAGAAAAUCUGUCUCCUACAGCUUCCCAAAAGUUUCAAGCACCUCUAUGUUGCUCACAAGGAGACUGCCCAUUGUCUACCUCUGUAACUAACUCAGAAGACACGUUAUUGCAAGGAGAAAAAAAGAAAGACUGCUUAAACUCAAGCUGUGAUGACUUUUUCGGAACUAUUACAUCAAAGAGACAGAAAAAAGACGUAGAAAACGUCUGCGAUACUCAGACUCAUACUCACAUUUCUAUGAGUGCUUCAGUGAAUUCUCCCUCAUGUGGCUGUGACCAGAAGAGCUUAAUCCAGAAGCAAUCUAGCAGAAGAACCUUAGGUGAUGAAAAUUGUGUGUCAGAGUAUGAUGUUACUUAUGGUUCUUGCAAAGUUUUUAAUGAACAAAAAAAUAAGCACAAGGGGAUGGUAAGAAAAAACAGAAGACUCCAAAAGCCAACAAGGACACUAGUCAUGACGAGCAUGUCUUCUGAGAAACAAAGUGUAGUAAUUCAAGUGGUGAAUAAACUGGGAGACUUCAUGUUCUCAGACGAUGUAUGUGAAACAACAAGUCAUGUAGUUACAGGGAGUCCUCGUCGUACCUUGAAUGUUAUGCUGGGAAUUGCUCGUGGGUGUUGGAUUGUUUCUUAUGAAUGGGUUCUGUGUUCUUUGGAAUUUGGGCACUGGAUCUCAGAGGAACCAUAUGAACUUUCUUCCAACUUCCCAGCUGCUCCUGUCUGCAGGCUGCAGCGUCACCUAUCAGCAGGAAACUACCAGCUGAGUCUGUUCUCAAACCAGCCUGUGAUGUUUGUAUCUCCCACCAGCCAGCCACCCUGCAAAAAGCUGAUGGAGCUUAUAGAGCUGUCAGGAGGAAAAAUAUGUAAGGCCCUACGUCAGGCAAAAAUCUGCAUAGGAAAAUACCCAGGGAAGAAGUACCAGGAAAUAAAAUGUUUAUCAGAAAAAUGGAUUUUAGAUUUCUCAGAUUUCUGUUGCAUUCUGACAUGUGCUCUGUAUAAUUGCUGUAUUCUGCCCACGCAGACGGAUUUGACACGAUGAAUCUGCGGAACUUGUAAAACAUAAGUGUUUCUAUAUAAUACCUUACCAGGUACAGGUCCUUGAAACCUAGCCCCUUUCUCAGUAACAUAAUCAUACAAUAAUAAAAGCAAUGACAGCCUGUCCCUACAAAUUGUCAUCUUAAUCAAAUAAAUCAAGCCAAAUCUGAAGUUUUGUCUUCUCUCUGACACCUCAGUGUUACGAUCCAGUACGUUUGUGGUUUUGUGCUGCGAGCACCAACUGCCAAUAAAUUCACUCAAAGGUGACCACAACAAAAAGCCAAUAGGUAAAUAAUGCUGCACCUUUGUUAAACUUAAGCAAAUUGUGUUUGCACUAUUAUCAUCUGACUGCAUUUACUCUUACCGUCUUUCUCUGUCUGUUUUAGAUCAGAAAUUGCUCUGAAAUUCAUUACUGCUUUACAAUCUGUUUCUUGUGCACUUGAUCUCAAACAAUCCUGCCUUUUUAUUUCUUCUAGAUUCAAUCACUCAGCAUACAGUAUGUCCUAUGGAAAACUACAUUUUUCAGCUGUGAGCUAACUCAAGAGCUUCCAUAUGGCUGUAAGGAAACAAGCCCACUUUGGCCUCAACAACUAAGCUGUGAAUAAAAUUUCUAAGAGA
Centrocercus urophasianus (Greater sage-grouse) is the source of this 2324-nucleotide messenger RNA. RefSeq names its product microcephalin 1 (gene MCPH1). Bases 139 to 1710 code for a protein of 523 amino acids. The transcript is spliced from 14 exons. NCBI's taxonomy places the organism in Eukaryota, Metazoa, Chordata, Aves, Galliformes, Phasianidae. Gene Ontology annotation, biological process: mitotic cell cycle. The record is from RefSeq and is a predicted model, not a curated record.